GAAACAACACAUCAAUGAAUAAUCCUGCUCAUUCAGCAACAAUUCAGUGAUUUAAAACAUAGAUGCUACUGUAAAUAUGACUUUUUUAAUUAAGUUUUAGACAUAGAAUGCUUGCUUAGAGACUCGCGAGUGUCAUGACAGUCAGUUUCUUGCAUUGCCAAUAAAUCUGUGAUGGUUAAAUAUUGACAUAAUGACGACGAUGGCAAAUCCAUGUAACAUUUCUGCUGACCUGGAAAAGUACAUUGUGAAGGAGGCUCCUCCAACUAUUUAUUAUGUUCCAAAUUGUAUAACGGAGGCUGAGGAGGAGUAUCUGUUGCAGCAGGUAUACAGAGCUCCCAAGCCCAAGUGGACACAGUUGUCAGGGAGGAGGCUACAGAACUGGGGUGGAUUGCCAAAUCCCAAAGGAAUGCUUGCUGAGAAACUCCCUGAUUGGCUUCUAAAGUACACAGAGAAAAUAUCGGCUCUUGGAGCUUUUGCUGGAAAGAUAGCUAAUCAUGUGCUUGUAAAUGAAUACAAGCCUGGGGAGGGAAUUAUGCCUUCGUUCCCCCUUUCUCAGCCUCAUGAGGAUGGACCACAGUAUCACCCCACAGUAACAACUAUCAGUCUGGGUUCUCAUACACUUCUGGAUUUCUACAAGCCUGUUUGUCAGACUCAGUCUGAAAUUCCUCAAACAGAAGAAAGACGCUACAUGCUAUCACUGUUCGUACAACGGAGAAGUCUGCUGAUUCUCCAGGAUGACAUGUACAAGCUUUAUCUGCAUGGUAUUCAGGGAGUUUGUGAGGAUAUUUUGUCAGAGCAUGUGGUGAAUCUCUCAUCAACAGGGGCUCAGGUGGGGGACACGCUGCCCCGUAGCACCAGAGUCUCUCUUACCAUUCGCAACGUUCCCAAAGUCAUCCGUGCCAAUUUGUUGCUUGGCAAGAAGUAACACAUUCAGAGACUUGCCUGAACUUUGAACCAGACAAACAGGUUAUACAUGUUUACACCCUCAAAGCAAAGUGUGAAGAUGCAAUACACAAAAUGUCUACAAUGUAUUAUUGUACAUGCAGAGCAUUAGUGUCUGUAAGAAUAUCUUACUAUAGAUACCUUACUGGUUGGCAUGUAUGUGACAGCCUUUGAAAUAUUUGUCCUCUCUAAGCUGAAAGGUCUACAGGGUUGUCUAAUCUUGUACAAACAGAUCUACAUUGACCAUUUUUAGCGAAAAGAUAAUAAAUGUGUGU
Sinocyclocheilus anshuiensis is the source of this 1217-nucleotide messenger RNA. Its product is annotated as alpha-ketoglutarate-dependent dioxygenase alkB homolog 6. Bases 191 to 925 code for a protein of 244 amino acids. The transcript has 6 exons. NCBI's taxonomy places the organism in Eukaryota, Metazoa, Chordata, Actinopteri, Cypriniformes, Cyprinidae. The record is from RefSeq and is a predicted model, not a curated record. Gene Ontology annotation, cellular component: nucleus.